Messenger RNA from Chiloscyllium plagiosum (whitespotted bambooshark), 345 nucleotides. The record is from RefSeq and is a predicted model, not a curated record. Lineage: Eukaryota; Metazoa; Chordata; Chondrichthyes; Orectolobiformes; Hemiscylliidae.
AUGGCGACAUCUUUUUCAGACUGGCAGAGAGAGAAAAGACUGGUAGAGAGAGUAAACAGAUUGGCAGAGAGAGAAAACAGACUGGUGACUGGCAGAGAGAGUAAACAGUCUGACAGAGAGAGAAUACAGACUGACAAAAGAGAAAACAGACUGGCAGAGAUAGAAAACAGACUGGCAGAGAUAGAAACUAGACUGGCAGAGAGAGAAAACAGACUGGCAGAGAUAGAAACUAGACUGGCAGAGAGAGAAAACAGACUGGCAGAGAGUACAGAGAGAGAAAACAGACUGGCAGAGAGAGUAAACAGACUGGUAGAGAGAGAAAACAGACUGGUAGAGAGAGAAAAC